This is a messenger RNA of Brassica oleracea var. oleracea, 812 nucleotides long. RefSeq lists its product as uncharacterized. Lineage: Eukaryota; Viridiplantae; Streptophyta; Magnoliopsida; Brassicales; Brassicaceae. The record is from RefSeq and is a predicted model, not a curated record. The transcript is spliced from 2 exons. The coding region runs from base 106 to 606 and encodes 166 amino acids.
CAAUAAAUAUCUACCCUCAGCUGCCUCUACAUUGUUCCUUCACACACACCAUUUGCAUCGCUUCUCUCUGUUUUUUCUCUAACGAACAAACCUUUUCUCACAACGAUGGCCCAGGAAGAUGUUGCUGCUGCGAAUGGUGCUACAGUGGUGGAGAAGUCUGUUACCUUCACUGCCUACAAGCCGCAGCUGAUCGUGGAGGCUCAGAAGGUCGGUGAAGCUGUUGCUUUCUACAAGGAUGUGUUUGGUGCGACUGCGACGGAGACUGAACACUCUCUCUACCCUAAGCGCAAGGCUGACCAGGAGCUCCCUCACGUUGUCUCCGCUGAGAUCAAGCUCGCUGGUGCUACCGUCGUUGUCUCCGACGUCUCUGUUCACUCUGGCUCUAAUGUGAAGACGGGGACUGUGUCUGCACUCCUCGAAACUGAUGACGUGGAAGCUGCCGUUGCGAAAGCCGUGGCCGCCGGAGCUGUGAAAGUUGAGGAGGUCGCGGAGGGGGAAGCUGAAGGUGGGGUGAAGGGAAAGGUGACUGACCCGUUCGGUUUCACCUGGAUCUUUGUUUCUCCGGUGGAGAAGAGUGACAAGGAAGAAAACAAAGAGGUGGUCUAACUGUCGUCGUCGUCGGAUCUGAUCGUUCGUCGGUUUCUGAACAAACUUCUAUUAUCCUUUAUUAUGCUUUUGUAGUUUGUCUUUUGUGGAAUCUCCGGUUAUUAGUAAAACCGGAUCGGUUAACUUAUGACUUUUGUUGAGUUUAAUUUCACCCUUUUGACAUUAAGACUUAGUGAAAUAAAAACGAAAAUCAUCUCGGAUAUUAA